This is a messenger RNA of Galeopterus variegatus (Sunda flying lemur), 390 nucleotides long. Its product is annotated as cytochrome c oxidase subunit 7A1, mitochondrial. Gene Ontology annotation, biological process: mitochondrial electron transport, cytochrome c to oxygen; regulation of oxidative phosphorylation; mitochondrial respirasome assembly. The record is from RefSeq and is a predicted model, not a curated record. The coding region runs from base 86 to 328 and encodes 80 amino acids. The transcript has 4 exons. Lineage: Eukaryota; Metazoa; Chordata; Mammalia; Dermoptera; Cynocephalidae.
GGCCUGGGAUUCCCCCGGAGGGGAGGGCACUGUUUGUCCUUGGGCGGAGAGGGGAGGUGACUCCGGCCGAAGAGGAGGACGCAGAAUGAGGGUCCUGCGGGUCUCCCAGGCGCUGAUUCGCUCCUUCAGCUCAACCGCCCGGAACCGCUUCGAGAACCGAGUGGCGGAGAAACAGAAACUCUUCCAGGCGGACAAUGACCUCCCAGUGCACUUGAAGGGCGGGGCAACCGACAACGUCCUGUACAGACUGACUAUGGCGCUGUGCCUAGGAGGUACUGUCUACAGUUUGUACUGCCUUGGCUGGGCCUCCUUCCCCCACAAGAAGUGAGACCAAGAAGCUUGGAGGACCUAGGGUACUUGGACAAGCAUCAAUAAAUGUGUUGGCCUGUU